AGAGUCCAACCCGGGAGGCAGAGGAUAAAGACGCAGCAGCUCCAGGCGGGAGACACCUGUGGGUGAAGGUGCAGCAGUGGUGGCUGCUGGGUCCCUGGAGAGACCACUCCACCGGGAGCACGCACCUGCACUCAUGCACCUUUCCAGACCCCGACGCGGCCCCUGGAAGGAUCUGGUCCUUGUGGCCAGUCUGCUGGCCUAUGGUAUCAGCCAAGCCUCCAGCCAAAUCUCCAUCAACUCAUUCAUAGGGUUUCAGGGCUAUCCAAGCUUCCUGCAACUCAACAAUGUCCCGGAGGGAGCACGAGAAUACAUCUGGCACCGGGGCACAAAUGACAAUGCAGAGAAUGUGAUUAUUAGCUAUAAACCUCCCUCCAAUUCCUGGCAGCCUGGGCCCCUGUUCAGCGGCCGGGAGAAUGUGACCCACACAGGCACCCUGCAGAUCGAGAACUCUACACUGAGUCACACAGGAAACUACACCGUGCGGGUGGACCUCGGCAGUGGGACCCAGCGUGCAACCGGCUGGCUGGAGAUUCAAGUGUUGGAAGGCGAUCCCGUCCUCUCGGUCAACACCAGCUCGGUGGCAGAGAACAUGGACUCCGUGGUCGCCUUCUGCAGCACCAAUGCCACCAAAAUCGUGUGGUAUGUGAAUUACUUACGGGUGUCCAGCAACGACAAGAUGACAAUUUCCCCAGACGGCAAGACCCUCAUCAUGCACUGGGUCCACCGCAAUGACAUGACAAUCCAGUGUGGGGUACACUCCAGCUUCGGGGAGUUUCUAAAGAGUGAAGUGAUCUUUCUGACUGUGGCCUAUGGACCCGACAGAGUGGCGCUGAGCAGUAAGCCCUCUGAGUUCAGAGGCAUCCUGUCUGCUGAGAUCGGCUCCCAAGUGCAGAUGGACUGUACCUCCACUUCCAAGCCAGCACCCAAGUACCGCUGGAUCCACAAUGGCUCCUUCCUGAGCUCAGAGGCAAAGCUCAGCUUCCCGAGUCUGACCUGGGAGCAGAUGGGCAGGUACAGAUGCAUCGUGGAGAACUCCGUGACCCAGAUGACCAUGUACAAGGACAUCUGGAUCCAGAGGGCCUGGCAAAUGCCUGUUAUUAGAACAGGUUUCUACAUGACAGGACCCUUGGUGGUGUUUUUCAUCGUGAUGACAGUCUUGGGUGGUGUCUACAUCUGCGGCAUCCUGGUCUACAUGCUGAUCAAUCGUUCCUCCACCAGGACAAGCCGUGGUCUGUGAGUAUCCACUUUAUAUCCGGAGGACAGGACCAGAUGGUUAAGGAGCAAAUGUGCUUCCAAGGCCCCCACUUCCCUAACCCGACACCACAGUCCAUCAGAGACGCCUGGGCAGAGACGUCCCAACUCGACACUGCCAGUGGCAGGGAGACAGCACAACCUCUAAAUGCCCAACAGGCGGUAAUUGCUUAUGUGGGCACAGCGCAUGUUCAGCUAAUCUGUCACCUGUUGGGAACUGCACUGGGAAAAAGGUAACUACUGACGCCAAAAAGGCUCACAACUUGAUGAAUUAGAAAUGCUAAUGCAAAGCAGCAUCUGAUAGGACCACGGUUGUUAAAAGCAUGGAUUAAUUUAUUGAUGUAGAUAUAGUAUGUACAGUAUAUGUGUGUGCGCUAACCGUUUUAUGUGUAUACAUAAAAAUGUGUAUAUAGACACCUGUACACAUAUUGUGGAAAAAUGUUAAUUAUUAACAGUGCUCUCUGUUAGCUUCCUUCUUUACACUUUACUGUAUAUUCAAAAAUGUGUUUUUCUCACAGAGUAUAUACAUUGCUUUUAUAAUCAGGGGAAAAAAUCAAUAAAGUUAAAAGAGCGUGAA
Molecule: messenger RNA, 1828 nt
Organism: Phyllostomus hastatus (greater spear-nosed bat)
Lineage: Eukaryota; Metazoa; Chordata; Mammalia; Chiroptera; Phyllostomidae
Gene: CEACAM18
Product: CEA cell adhesion molecule 18
Exons: 7
Coding region: 134-1237 (367 amino acids)
Source: RefSeq, a predicted model, not a curated record